Suillus fuscotomentosus is the source of this 2041-nucleotide messenger RNA. RefSeq lists its product as uncharacterized. The coding region runs from base 195 to 1952 and encodes 585 amino acids. Gene Ontology annotation, molecular function: CoA-ligase activity. Lineage: Eukaryota; Fungi; Basidiomycota; Agaricomycetes; Boletales; Suillaceae. The transcript has 9 exons. Gene Ontology annotation, biological process: secondary metabolic process. The record is from RefSeq and is a predicted model, not a curated record.
UUUGACCCCAGAGUCUAUUACGAGGCCUGGAGGUGGCUAGAUCCCUGACUUUCGUGAUACCGGCUACCAUACACAGUUCCGCACAUCUACCGUACAAAUCCAAUGGCUAGGCCAAUCAUAGGUCUUUUUCUUAUCCUCAAGAGGGGAGUCGUGGCGCUGCUGAAGCUUCGUGCUAUACUUAUCAGUGGUCAAGUAUGUACUACAAGUCACUCUUCCCUGACCCGCCAAAGGUCCCAGAAUCAAACCUUCACCACUUUUUCUUCGACCGGCCUGAGCAGCAAGAUUGGCCAGAUUAUACAUUAUUCGUGAAUGUGGCUACUGGCCAGCGGCGUUCGUUCAGGGAGUUUGUCGAGCGUGUCCGUGAUGGUGCUACUGCACUGGGCACUGAUGUGAUGCAAGGUGGCCUAGGUCUUCGUCCAGAGAAUGGAGAGCUUGUAGGCAUUCUGAGCGAGAACUGCUUAGAUUAUAUCGCGUUGGUGCAUUCGCUGCUAGUUAUCACAGUUCCAUUCGCACUGUUCUCAUCGUACUCUACACCUUACGAGUUUGAGCACGUCAAUUCGCUCGCGCAGGCAACUAGGAUUUUUACCAGUCCCUCAUUGCUGCCACUCGCCUUAACCUCGGGUCUCCCUGAAGAUAGGAUCUACAUCUUAGAAGGGGAAUGUAAAGGUUACACAAGUUAUGACCAGCUCGUUUCCUCUGCUCACAAGAAUAACAUUCCACGACUGCCGGUCCGUCAUGCUAGCAAGGAUACUCUGGCCUGUCUAAUCUUUUCCAGCGGGACGAGUGGUCCGCCUAAAGCCCUGAUGGUAUCGCAUGGGAAUAUCAUCCAUGCCACCCUAGGAAUAAUGGUAUUCGGUAUGGAAUCGGUUAAAAUCCAAGAGCCAACGGCACUGGAUGACCCUGAUGGGCUUGAAGUCCGCCUCUGUGUCCUUCCUGUCCACCACUCGUAUGGCCUCUACAUGACCAGUUUUUGGAACUUCCUCGGUCGCUCUACGACAGUCAUGCUACCGAAGUGGGACGUUAAUUUAUUUUUCGACAGUAUUUCGAAAUACCAUAUCACGACCGUGGGCCUCGUCCCAUCACUUGUACACCAGGUCGUGCACCAUCCCCGCUUCGAAACUGCCGAUUUGAGCUCGAUUCAAGGCAUAAACAGUAGCGCUGCACAUCUUCCACCUCACCUCGCCGCCCAGCUUUGCGCCCGCUUGCCAGUCAUGACAAGAGUUUCCGAAGGUGCGUUCCCCAGUCCCUUGUGGAUCAUCUUACUACCCGCUUACACAGGUUAUGGUUUGUCCGAAUUCAUGUCAGUGGCUGUGAAACCCCUUCCCGGCAUGCUCGAUGGACAGGCAAAGAGCAAACCUGGCUCCGUCGGAAUUCUACUCUCUGGUAUCCACGCUCGCAUUCUCCGUCCUGAUGGGUCUCUCGCGGGCCCAAACGAGGCAGGUGAACUAUAUGUACGUGGGGCUGCCAUGGUCCUUGGAUACAAGGGAAAUGACAAGGCCACACGGGAGACAUUCGUCGAUGGGUGGCUGCGUACGGGCGACCAAAUGCGGAUUGAUGAGGACGGAGUGCUCUUCUUUGAGGACCGCACCAAGGAUACACUCAAAAUUUCGGGGGUGCAAGUUUCCCCUGUUGAAAUCGAGGACACGCUUCUGGCGCAGCCAGACAAGCUGAUCAUCGAUGUAACUGUCGCAGGCGUUUCAGGCGGGCGUACCUCGGACGAACACAUUCCGCGAGCAUGGAUCGUGCUUUCCUCGGCAGGCGUGGCGCUUGGUGAGAAAGAGGUUAUGGCACGGCUUGAUGCAUGGGUGCAGGGGCGGCUAAGUCGGUAUAAGUGGUUGAGGGGAGGAAUCGCGUGUGUGACGACGAUUCCAAAGUCGCCAACUGGAAAAGUGUUGAGGCGGUUGCUGGUGGAUGAGUACGUAAGGGAAGGGAAGGCGAAGGCGAGACUGUGAAGGUACUUUUGUAGAUGUCAAAUUUCAAAUAAAAGGCACUAGUAGGUACUUUCAACUGCGACAUCAAACAUCCAGAACACACAUGUGAA